Messenger RNA from Teleopsis dalmanni, 4008 nucleotides. RefSeq names its product dual specificity mitogen-activated protein kinase kinase hemipterous-like. The coding region runs from base 199 to 3576 and encodes 1125 amino acids. NCBI's taxonomy places the organism in Eukaryota, Metazoa, Arthropoda, Insecta, Diptera, Diopsidae. Gene Ontology annotation, molecular function: protein kinase activity; ATP binding. The record is from RefSeq and is a predicted model, not a curated record. Gene Ontology annotation, biological process: protein phosphorylation. The transcript is spliced from 10 exons.
GUCAUCAUCACAUCGUAUUCUAAAGUGGCAGAGAAAAAUUGAGAUUUUUCUUUUACUUUUAUUUUUUUUUAUAUAUUGAAUUGUAUAAAUUGAAAAGUUAAAUAAAGUGAACAAAUAAAAACAGUACACGAUAGUGUUUGCGAAAAUUUUCGUAUAGAAAAUUUUUGGUGCUCAAAUCGAUAUAGAAAACAGAAAAAAAUGUCCAGUUCAAUAGAGACAAUUGGACUGAAAUUGCAAUCGCUGGAAGAGCGAUUGCAAGCUGAAAAUACAUCGCGUGAUGCAAUGGAUGUCUUCCCACAAAACACACCAAGCAUACCGAAGGAACCAGCUGCACCAAGUGGCCCUAGUAGACCACGAAAGCUAGAAUCACAAAAUCGAAACAGAAUGCAGCUGCCUUUUAUAACGCAUUCACGUACUAUUGAGACAGACACUGAUAAAAAGCUCAAAAUGAUUAUGACACAGACUGGUAUACUCACAAUUAAUGGGAAGCAAUUUAAAGCCGAUGUGAAGGACUUGGAACAUUUGGGAGACUUGGGUAAUGGCACCAGUGGGAAUGUAGUAAAGAUGCGACACAUACCCAGUAAUACAAUAAUAGCUGUAAAGCAAAUGCGACGUACUGGUAAUGCAGAGGAAAAUAAACGUAUACUAAUGGACUUGGAUGUAGUACUGAAAUCACACGACUGCCAAUAUAUUGUUAAAUGCUUUGGAUGCUUUGUACGCGAUCCUGAUGUAUGGAUUUGUAUGGAGUUGAUGUCAAUGUGUUUUGAUAAAGUAUUAAAAAUUUCAAAGAAGCCAGUACCGGAAAAUAUAUUAGGCAAAGUUACUGUAGCGACGGUUCGUGCGCUUUCGUAUCUUAAGGAGAAACAUGGUGUCAUACACAGAGACGUUAAGCCAUCAAAUAUACUAAUUGAUGAGCGUGGUAAUAUCAAAUUAUGUGAUUUUGGUAUCAGUGGACGUUUGGUAGACUCCAAAGCGAAUACAAGAUCGGCUGGCUGCGCGGCAUACAUGGCGCCUGAACGCAUUGAUCCCAUUAAAUCGAAGUAUGAUAUACGCGCUGAUGUUUGGUCGUUAGGCAUCACGUUAGUGGAAUUAGCAACAACAAGAUCUCCUUACGAAGGUUGCAAUACUGAUUUUGAAGUAUUGACAAAAGUUCUACAGUCGGAACCUCCUAGCUUACCAUAUGGCGGAGAUUUUAAUUUCAGUCAGGAAUUUCGCGAUUUUGUCGAAAAAUGUCUAAUUAAGGAUUAUCAAGACAGGCCAAAAUAUAAUGAAUUAUUAGAACAGCCAUUUAUUAAAUAUUAUGAAAUCGCUAAAGUCGAUGUUCCACGUUGGUUUAGGACCGUUGUUGAAACAUCCGUUAGUGAAACGCAUCAAAGAAAUUUUAUGCCAACAACUUUAGAAUCAAGUGUAGCGAAUAAAUUCUACAAACUAACACCAACAAAUUCAAGAACAAUAUCAAAAUUUUCUACAACGACUGCAACGACAAUAACUGAUAGAACAAAUACAAAUAGCUCGCAUAUACCGGGUUCUUUAACUCAAAAUCAACAUACGCAGCAACAACAGCAGCAACAACAACAUUUAAGUCUAAAUCGUUUCAAAAAGGAUGAUUAUCAUCACCAACCUACGCAACUACCUCAACCAAUUUCCAAUUAUUACAGUAAUAAUCAAUUGCACACAAACGAGCAUAUUAGUGGGUUGGGUGAUAAUUUAACAUUAGUACCUAACAGUGGCGGCGUUGGAAGUAGUAGUGGUUAUGGCGGGUCGGGUAGCAGUAGUGCGAAUAGCUGCAGUCCACAAUCACCACCAAGUAUUGGUUAUAAUAUAAAUAGAGACGAAGCAAAUAUUGUAAAUGAAAUGAAUAAGUUAUAUCGUAAUUCGCCGUUUAUGCAAAGAAAGUACAACAAUGGUGCAACAUAUAAAUAUGGUUACAAUAGUGGUGCUGAAAGUCCAAAGAAAGAGUCUAUGUUAAGUAGCAUAGGUCAAUCAAUAUUACGAAAUUUAACUACAUCACCCUUCAGUCAAAAGAAACACCCUAUUAUACCUUCAAGCAAUCAAAUCGAUCCGCUUUGGCGUCUACAAAGUUCAACGGAUGGUGCUGUCGCAUAUGAUAAUUACGAUGCAACAGCGACAAUUUUAAAAAAUCAAGAAUCACCUGCAAUGACAAGGAAAAGGUUUCAACAAUUAAAUUCAACAAAUAUUGAUACAAAACCAACAGCGACUAUAAACGUAAAACAAACUUCCUUAAUUCCUGUAAAUAAAUAUGAAAGUAAUCCACAACGUGUUCAGGGCAAUCACAGUCCAAUUGUUCUUCAGCGCUUCUAUCAUCAACAAAAUCAACUACGUGAAAAAGAAUCGGUAAAACAACAACACACACAUUUCUCAAAAAUAUCACCUGAAGCAACUAUCACUUCAACAACUACAAAUCCUUUUAACGCCAAUUUUAUGCCAACUAACACAACAAUAACAACAAAUUAUAAUAACAUACAUCAUCAAUCACACAUACCAGUUGCCGCUAAUAUUUCUGGCAAUUUGUUAUCCUCAUCACAUUCAACAAAUUCUAGUCAAUCGUCUACACAGUCCGCUUCCUCACAAAUCGCUGCCAGUUAUGUUGAGAAACAACGUUCACCAACUACGGUAGUGAAUGGUAGUACCGUUUUUGGUACAAAUUCGUCUACUGCAUUACAGUAUCAACAAUUACCACAACAAUAUGUUUCGAUGCGUUUAAGGAGCUCACGUUCACCACCAUCACCGGAACAGCAUUCGGAUUCUGUGCUGUUAAAUAAAAGUUCUGUUGUUGGCGUUACGGAGCAGAGUAGUAGUACUGGUACUGCUAGUAAAUUAAAUAAAUUGUAUGGUAGACAACAAUUACAGACGGCGGCGAGUCUGAAUAGUAGCUGUAAUAGCAGCAGCAGUGGUUUAACUGGAGUUUAUGGUGCUUCCAAAGAAAAUAAUUUUAAGGAUGACCAAGGCUGGUUUAAUUCAAUUACAGGUGCAAUGAAACGUCAGUUUGCAUCUUAUGUUAAAUUAAAUUUAAAUUCCUCAGCUGCAAACUCAUCAACGGUCGAUGUCAAUAAAACGAGUGCUAAUUCUAAAUCAUCACUGCCCUAUUAUCGCACCACGUCUGCGGGUAGUAGCAGUAAUACAAGUAAUAGUACAUCACCUACAGAUGUACCCAAAACAAAUAUUGGAAACAUAGACUUUCAAGAUGGUGGCAAUAUCGGCACGAGCAGCUUUCUAAGACGAUAUGCAGCUGGCGUAUCCAGUGGAAUGGGUUCAUCAACAAACAAUUCACAUAUUUUAACUGGUCUGGAUCGUCGACAUCGCAGUCCAGAUCCGCCACCACGUUAUAACCGUGGACAAUCACCAUUAUUAUUACGGAAAAAUUUACUUGAAUUAAGUGGACAACCACAGAUUGGUUCACCAUUAUUAAAUCGACGAUAUGUAACUGCUUCACCGCCGUUACCACCACCCCGAAGGGGUUCUGAGAGUGUGCCAGGUUCGCCGCAACAUUUUCGUACACGUAUACAUUAUACACCUGAACCACAGCGACGUAUCUAUCGUACGAUAGAUCAAUGAGUAGCGCUACAAAUUAUGGUUAUGUGAUAUUGGUAUGGUUUUGAUAGCGGUGACACGAAUGCAGAAGUCGAUACGUUUACAGCUGAUGCCAGUGGUGGUACUGCUGCAAAUUCAGCAAUAAAUAUUGCUACAAACUCUAGUCAUAGCGUGCCAUCACUUGAGACGAAAAAAAUGUUACGGCAACCAGAUAACUAUUGGUUGUCAAAGUAGCGGCAAUUGGUGCAGUGGUGCUGGCAGUAUUUUUUAUUAUGUGUGAUCUUAUUUUAGUCGAAGUUAUACUUGUUCUUUGCCAGAAAGUGUGUUCAGUUUUAUUUUACUGUUUCCGUAAGAAAAUAGUUCAAUGAAUUUAUUUAUAGUAGAAAAAAUGGUUAAAUCAAUUCAUGUGCUACAAUACUGCAAUUUCAUUUUUAUUAAUAAUAUAUGUACAUUAAU